AUGACUUACCUUGCCGACCUUCAUUCGUACCUACAUCAGUCCUCACUACUCAUCCAAGCGUAUCCCUCCACACGAAUAACGACAAAGUACUCGCUCCCUCGAAAACCCAAUACGAAGGCCAUGUCCAAGCCGAGUGACGGACCUGCACCGACGGCAGAUACAACGGCGGUUGCGUCGCAGCCCAAGCGUGAACCGUCGGCGGUCCUUACACUUAAAACAUACCACCCGGAGUCUGGCAUCUGCCUAAAAUAUCGAACAGACAAGGCGGCUGAGGUGGGAAGACUAUUGACCGGGCUCGGAAGAUUGGCAAAAAGAGAAGUCAUAGAGAUACCCACAGCGGCCACGGCUCAGAUCGAAUCUGGACGAGCUGCCGAGGGUGACAAGAUGGAAAUAGACAGCGGGGUGUCUGCGCCCAAGGUUGAGGACAAAGUAGUGACGGCACCGCCCGCAGUGGUCCAGACUGGCGGCGGAGGCGGGGGCAAGGGAAAGAAGAAGAAAGGAAAGAAAUGA
Capronia epimyces CBS 606.96 is the source of this 510-nucleotide messenger RNA. RefSeq lists its product as uncharacterized. Bases 1 to 510 code for a protein of 169 amino acids. Lineage: Eukaryota; Fungi; Ascomycota; Eurotiomycetes; Chaetothyriales; Herpotrichiellaceae. The transcript has a single exon. Gene Ontology annotation, biological process: SRP-dependent cotranslational protein targeting to membrane. The record is from RefSeq and is a predicted model, not a curated record. Gene Ontology annotation, cellular component: signal recognition particle, endoplasmic reticulum targeting.